UCAGUCCAGGAAGGAUUUUGUGCAAAAUCUGAGCUUGCCUAAAGCGAUAAACUCAGAAAAUCCGAAAUAACGAUGAAAGUGCAGUCUGGCUUGGAUGGUAUGAAAAAUACAAAAUUCGGAAGAGAAUGAAAAUCAGCAGUUCUGAAAGACCUGGGAAUAUAAAAAGAAAAGAAAAAAAGUAGACCUUGAAUAGAAGAUGGCCUCCUGUCUAUACGAUUGCCUUUGUGAAGCAGAGCUUGAGAAAUAUUUUCCCCAUUUUAGUGCCCUUGGCUUUCAGAGGAUUGAUGAACUUGCCACGGUCUCCAUGAAAGAUUACACCAAGCUGGGGGUGCAUAACAUGAGGGACCGCAAGCGCCUCUUCCAGCUCAUUCGAAUAAUCAAAAUGCUGCAGGCAGAAGAGGAAGCAAUGAGGAAAAAACAGCAUUUUCAGACAGGUGCUCUCUACCUCCGGCCUCAGGCGACUAGAUGUGGCCCUCGAAGACAACUGCACUUUGAUUCCCUCUCGGAGGAAAGAGAUGGAGGGAGGAAACAGCUUGAGCCUGAGUUGUGUGCCUUAUCCAACUGCUCUGUAAAUGAAGAUAAAGAUGAUUUAGCUGCAGUGUUGAGCCACGAAGCUGAGUACAAAAGACCUAGGAAAGACUCUUUGAAUGCUGCUGCUGCAACAUGGACAGAACAUAAACUGGGCAUUCCAGCUAUCAGUUCAUCGAACGAUAAUGCUCCUCUUCUAGGGGAUGUCGAAGCCCCCAUUGUACAAAGAGUAGCUCAUAUUUCAGGUUAUAAUUAUGGAGUGCCUCAUUCUUGUACCAGACCUAAUGGUUCUGAGAAGGAGACUCCGUGGACUGAGACUGACAAGAUCCGUGUGUGCGUUCGAAAGCGUCCCCUUGGCUUAAGAGAAGAGAGGCGUGGGGAAGUGAAUAUCAUCACAGUAGAAGAUAAAGAAACCCUCCUGCUCCAUGAGAAGAAGGAGGCUGUUGACCUCAGCCAGUACAUUUUGCAGCAUGUGUUUUACUUUGAUGAAGUCUUUGGGGAGGCCUGUUCCAACCAGGAUGUGUACAUGAAGACCGCCCAUCCCCUCAUUCAACACAUUUUCAAUGGCGGCAACGCCACUUGCUUUGCAUAUGGGCAGACGGGUGCUGGCAAGACCUAUACUAUGAUUGGCACUCACCAAAACCCAGGACUCUACGCCCUGGCUGCUAACGAUAUCUUCAGGCAAUUAGAAGCAUCUCAGACUAGAAAAGACCUCCAUGUCUGGAUCAGCUUUUAUGAGAUCUACUGUGGACAGCUUUAUGACCUGCUAAAUGGAAGGAAGAGGCUUUUUGCAAGGGAAGACAGUAAGCAUAUUGUGCAGAUAGUUGGGCUGCGUGAAGUCCUAGUAAACACCGUCAGCCUGCUACUAGAGGUAAUUCUGAAAGGAGGAAAAGAGCGCAGUACCGGGGCAACUGGAGUCAACUCGGAUUCCUCCCGUUCCCAUGCCAUUAUCCAGAUUCAGAUUAAGGACCCAGCAAACAGAGUGUUUGGGAGGAUCUCCUUCAUUGACCUGGCUGGGAGCGAGAGAGCUGCGGAUGCUAGGGACUCCGACCGGCAGACGAAAAUGGAAGGUGCAGAAAUAAAUCAAAGUCUUCUGGCUCUGAAAGAGUGCAUCCGCGCCCUGGAUCAGGAACACGCUCACACUCCCUUCAGGCAAAGCAAACUCACUCAGGUCCUGAAAGAUUCUUUCGUUGGCAAUUCCAAGACCUGCAUGAUAGCCAAUGUCUCCCCCAGCCACAUUGCGACUGAGCACACCUUAAACACCUUGCGCUAUGCAGACAGGGUGAAAGAGUUGAAGAGAGGGAUGAAAUGUUGCACACCUGUCACACACCGACGGCGAACGCCAGGCAGCGCAUCUCCCAAGCGCAUUCAGAGUUCUCUUGGCAUGCAAGGUGGGGAAAAGAGCUCUCCUAAGAAAGUGAAGCUGGGGUUGCAGCACCCCCCAACACCUACAGCUUCCAAGGUGAAGGCUUCACCUUUGGCGUUUCACCCGCUGCACCCUCCUUUCUCUUCUACCCCAAAAGGACAGGCCCGCAAAGGUCAUUUUGGUGCUCUGUGGCUCGGCCGCACCAGCCCAGUUAAAGGCGUUCCGAGGGCAGGACCAGCAGCCAAAAAGACAACAGAAGACUCACUGCUGCAUCCUGGGAACAGCCUCGUUGGGAAGGACUUUGGGUCCAGAAGAGAAAGCGGCCAAGCAGACAGACCUCGAGCUAAGUGCCUGAAAGCCCAACCUGUGCAGAAACAGCUCAUUUCCAGAGCUGAUUUUUCCCUUGCUGACACGGACCAACCAUCCUUCCGCACGGAGGAAGGCAGGAGAGUGUUUGCAGAGCAGUGUUCUGCAGCAUGGACAAGGCUCCCGCCCCACCAGAAAGACCGGGAGCAACACCUCCGCCUUUACCACCAGCAGUUCCAGCAGCCUCCUAUUCUGCAGCAGAAGCUGAACUACCAACCCCUGGAGAAGUUCUUGGCCCAGUACAUGCCUCAGGAGAUCAGAGUGAAGCAGGAGUCCCCUUGCCAGGCUCUGGCAUCUCCUCCCCAGUGCCGUGACGAGACGAUGCAACUGGAGGAUCUGGAGGACAGCGACUUCAGCGAGGAUUCCUUCUCCAUCGGUCCAAGCCAGAGGAAGCCGGAGGCAGAAGCCGGAAGGGAAUGUAGCCAGGGGGGUUCAUUUUUCCUUCAUCAGAGAGAAUGCGCUGAAGGGCAGGAAGUCCAGGGCGGGCAAGACCUGCUUUUCAAACCGUGCGAGCUUGAGAGUAAAGGCACAGCCUUGCCAGGGGCGGAGGAGGCCUGCAUGAGCUGUGAGGAAGGCAACAGCAGUCUGCCGGACUGGAGCACAGAGGACACCUCGGCAGGCAGUUCUUCUCCAAAGAAUGACGUGCCAGAGAAGCCUUACUGCUCGCAAGACAAGACUGUGUGCGACAGGCUAAGCACCGAAGAAUCGCUUCUGGGGCAAAAAGAGCUCACAUGCGCAGAUCUACCUCUUAGCUGCUCUGGUGAACAAUUCCCUGGGCCAGAAAAUGCUAUGCAAAGCCCACCUCCAACUCAUACCUUGGGAUCCCCAAGCUGUGCUGUGGGCAGCCUGAUGGAAGACUCUUUCAAAGGGAGACAUGGUCCUCUUUCAAGAACCGCAGGAAAAAACCAUCUCCAAACAGGAGCAGGCCUUUGUGGGACUCUGGAUUUUUCGGUGGAUGUUGCUGCUAGAGAGAUGACCCCUUUGGCUGUAACCCUUCUCAACACUUUGACAACACGCAAUCCAGAAGACAACCCUUCCCACCAGCAGCAAGGAAAGGCUCCACAGGAGAUGGUCGAAAAGAAACCUUUUGGCCCCAGAAAGCAACUGGAUGAGGGCACCAGGCACCUUCAUGGGGAAAAAGCAUCCCCUGCGCCCAGUCUAUAUGAAACGGGUAAUUGGAGGAGAAAAGUUGGCUUGGUGCUUUCACCGCAAGCCAAGGCUGAGUGGCUUUCGCAGCCUUGUCAGAGCCCAAAGGUUUCUUCUCCCUUGGGCUUGAGUGAACUGUAUGGUUGUAUUUGUGGAUACUCGCCCAGAGAUGGAGGCCUGGUGGAUCUCCUCUCCCCACACAGAGACAGUGGGGGCACCCUGCUCCUUAGUAACCUGCAGGUCAGUGAGUAUGUGACUAGCCCACAGUAUGAUGCAGACACCGAAGCAACCAUGAUUGCCUCGUUGAGCUGUUCAGGGCAAUUCAGCCUGGGGGAAGAGGAUGGCUCCAAGUCCAUGACACAGCUCAAACAUACCGAUACAGGGAGGAAAACCUCCAUUUCAAAGGCACUCUCCAUCUCUAAUGAUUCAGGGAAGAAGGAAUUCCCUGGGGAGAGCAUCACACCGCAGCCCAGCUUGGCAUUUGGGAAACUGGAACUUGGCCAUUUGCAGGAAGCAUUCAAAUUGACGUUCAGUAGUGACGAAAUGGAGUUUCUUAAGAAUGGAUUUUCUCAGAAUGUGUUUAUGGACACACCUUCAGACGAUGCAGAACAGGAUUCAGGGGUUGUCUCCAAAGAGGUGAACACCAGGUCUUCCAAGAACACAUUGAAUUCUUCUAGCCCACAGGAUUUAUCUCCAAGCUCACUCCAGUAUAAGGAAGCUUUAGGAAGGCAGUUUGUGCUCCAAAUCCAUCAGGAACAGCUGGAUGAAAUGGCAGCCCUCUGUUUCCAGGAAGAGGGCUUGAUCAGUAAGAUGUCAGAGCUGGAUUUCGAGGACUUUGUGGCACAACUAGAUGCAAUCCUGGCGCUGAAAUCCAAAUGCAUCCAAAGAUUGCGAAGCCAGCUGCAGCCUAUUCUAGCUGCUCCUGCAAGUGGGACGGCACCAGACAACUUCCCUAUGAAAUAGCAGCAUGGGUGAGGAAUGCGCUGAAGCAUUUCACCUUCAGUGACCAGCAGCUCAAGACAGAGUGAGGACUUCCAAAAGUUUGGGUCUUCUACACGGCGUGUGCUUAAAGACUUAAGGCUUAACUUUGGCAGCAUAAACUCAGCGGAAGUCCAGAUUGUGUGCUCUGCCAUUCAUCUAAAUACUUGACCACUGUGGCAAGACUUUGAGAAGUGGAUAAAGUGAUCCCUUUUCUCCUGCCAUCACUCAGGCAACUUCACAUUUAUGGCAGUUUUGGGUACUGACAAAAAACAAUAGAAAACCCAGGCAGGUGGGCAAUCAGAACUAGUCCUGUUCUCAGGUAGUGUCGCCUUUGAAAAAGAGGUACUAUCUACUACCAAAGCCCCGUAUGGCUAGGCUGCUUUGGCAGCCUGGAGUGUCUAAAGUAUCAAGAGAGCCAGUGGACCCGCUGAUCAGCAUUACAGAUCAGAGACACAGAGUUCACAUUCUUGUAGUUAUCUCCCCUCAGCCAUAUUUACCAAGCAUUUACACUUGUGCCUUGGCGAUCUGCUCAUCAGGUGCUUGCACACUAACUAAAAAGGUUUAUUUUUAGUUUUACCCUUUCUUUUUAAAAUUGCAUUUUAUUUUCAGGAUUCACUUUCUUUUACGGUUGCAUCUUUUUUUGACUGUAAGCUUUAAAACUGUUUUUGAUGUUGUCUUUUAUAUUGUUGUAACCCAUUCUGGGACCUUAAGUGUGAAGCGCAGGCACUAAAUUAAAUAACAGCAGC
This is a messenger RNA of Lacerta agilis (Sand lizard), 5133 nucleotides long. It is a transcript of the gene KIF24, whose product is annotated as kinesin family member 24. Lineage: Eukaryota; Metazoa; Chordata; Lepidosauria; Squamata; Lacertidae. The transcript has 13 exons. The coding region runs from base 197 to 4369 and encodes 1390 amino acids. Gene Ontology annotation, biological process: microtubule-based movement. The record is from RefSeq and is a predicted model, not a curated record. Gene Ontology annotation, molecular function: microtubule motor activity; microtubule binding; ATP binding.